GCGAAGCAAACCCGUAACUUUGUAUCAAACUUCUACAUAUCUGACGAAGGCAACCGGAUCAUUGGGAUUUUAACCGAAACGGAAACAACUGUUUAAAGCAAUAUACAUAACGGUGUUGCUGCAUUUUUACACUGACGGGUCUUGAAAAACAAAAGGGGAAAAACGCUUAGUAUUGUGUUCAUGCCAUCCAAUGGUUGACGGGAAGAGGAGAAAAGGUUGUAGCCAGUUGGAGUGAGAUGAGAGCCCAGUGGAGUAGCAGACACACUGAGCAUCCAGCCUAGCCAUGCCUUGCUGCUGAGUGCCCUGGUGACCAGCUCUGGCCUUGGCACCAUGACCAGUCUGAAGCGCCCACCCAUAGACCACAUCGUGGGGGGCUCUAUCCCAGCCAUUGACGAGUUCUACACCCGCCACCUGGCCAACGGAGGGGCACGCAUAGACAGCGCCCACCCUCCAGGGGGCCCGGGGGUGCCUAAAAUGGGGGUACGGGCACGGGUUGCCGAGUGGCCCCCGAGGAAGGACCUGGGUGCUCUCUGGCAGGUUACCACAGAGCCAGAGUCCCCAGCCUUGGCCGGAGGUGGGCAGAGCCACCUGAAACUAUGUCACCUGAUGAGCCCCCAGGACGCAUCCAUGCUCCGCAGCAUCCACAACACACUGAAGAGUAAAACCCAGGGGGCCAGCUACAGCCCAGACAGCCGUUACCUGUCCCCCACAGACUACAGAGUCCCCUCCCACAGAAACAUCCGCCGCAUCCGCCAGCGCAGCAACAGUGACAUCACCAUCAGUGAGCUGGACGAUGGCGGGGACAGUGGGGAGGACUUGGGCCCCUCAGGGGCAAAGUGGUCCCCACUACACAGAGAGUAUGGCAGCACCUCCUCUAUAGACCAGCACGGGGCGCCAGGGGAGAGCUUCUUUGAGAUGCUGAAGGGCUACCAGGGGGACAAGCCUGACCAGCGCAGCCCUGCACCAGACAGACUAGAGGACUUGCUGACUGCUGGGCUCAAGCAGGCCUCCAUAGAACUACAUGAGGAGACUAGUGAGAGCCAGACGUCCAGCAGAGUCAAGGAGAGAGAGAAGCCCCCAAAGAGACGCUCCAAGUCAGAGACAGGGGGAGAGUCUAUAUUCCGUAAACUACGCAGCGUGAGGGGGGAGUCGGACUCACCACGGGCCGGCUCUGAUGCUGAGGACGGUCGGUCAGAGGACUGGGUAACCCCUCUCAAGCCAUGGGUGUGCCAGAGGGGCUUCUCCCACUACGACGUGCAGAGCAUGAUGUUUGACCUGAAUGAGGUGAUCCAGAGCAGGCAGAUGGCGGCGGGGAAGAGGAAGAACACCACCACAGGGGCGUCUGCUGCAGCUGCAGCCUCCAACACCUCCACCGUGUCCUCCACCCAGAGCCUGGCCUACAGCUCUCCCGCUGGCAGCCAGGAGGAGCUCAGUGCCGGGGCCAGGGACAGCCCCAGCAUGGGCACCGGGGACGAGCAGAGCAACGAGAUGCUCCUCAGCUGCCCCUGCUUCCGCAAUGAGAUUGGGGCCAACGGAAGGCGCACGGCAGGAGCCGGGCCCCCCAAACAGGGGAGUGGGGGCUCGGGGACCCUGGGAAGUGAGGGCAGUCAGUUUGAGUCGUCCCUCAGCUCCCACUGCACUAACGCUGGGGUGGCAGUGCUAGAGGGGCCCAAGGACAGCCCCAGUUCCCUCAGUGACAGAGGCAAACACUACAUCGUAGAGCAUGUGGACCUGGGAGCUUACUACUACAGGAAGUUCUUCUACCUUAGAGAACACUGGAACUACUUUGGGAUGGACGAGGCUCUGGGUCCGGUGGCUGUGAGUCUGCGCAGGGAGAAACAGGAGGAGCACAACGAGCACGGCCAGCAGUACAACUACCGGGUCAUCUUCAGAACCUCAGAGUUGACCACACUCCGGGGGUCUAUUCUGGAGGAUGCGGUGCCCUCGUCCUCUAAGCAUGGCACUACCCGGGGGCUGCCCCUGAAGGAGGUGUUGGAGCACCUGCUUCCAGAGCUGGAUGUGCCCUGUCUCCGCUUGGCCCUCAACACGCCCAAGGUCACAGAACAGCUGAUGAAACUGGAUGAGCAGGGGCUGAGUUUCCAGGUGAAGGUGGGGGUGAUGUACUGCAGGGCGGGGCAGAGCAGUGAGGAGGAGAUGUACAACAAUGAGACGGCGGGCCCUGCCCUGGAGGAGUUCCUACAGCUGCUGGGGGAGAGAGUCCGCCUCCAGGGCUUCACCAAGUACCGCGCCCAGCUUGACACCAAGACUGAUUCCACUGGCAGCCACUCCCUGUACACGGCCUACAGGGACUAUGAGAUCAUGUUCCACGUGUCUACCCUGCUGCCCUACACACCCAAUAACAAACAACAGUUGCUGAGGAAGAGACACAUUGGAAAUGACAUCGUCACCAUAGUGUUCCAGGAGCCGGGAGCGCUCCCCUUCACCCCCAAGACCAUCCGCUCCCACUUCCAACACGUGUUCAUCAUCGUCCGUGUGCACAGCCCCUGCUCCGACAAUACCUGCUAUAGGUGA
Messenger RNA from Salvelinus namaycush (lake trout), 2532 nucleotides. RefSeq names its product signal-induced proliferation-associated 1-like protein 1. Gene Ontology annotation, cellular component: cytoplasm. Bases 331 to 2532 code for a protein of 733 amino acids. The transcript is spliced from 7 exons. The record is from RefSeq and is a predicted model, not a curated record. NCBI's taxonomy places the organism in Eukaryota, Metazoa, Chordata, Actinopteri, Salmoniformes, Salmonidae. Gene Ontology annotation, biological process: activation of GTPase activity; regulation of small GTPase mediated signal transduction. Gene Ontology annotation, molecular function: GTPase activator activity.